GUUUUUACAGUGCUGUAAGAUGUUUUCCCCAUUACAGAUGGUCAUGGCGACUCUAUCGCUCUCUUUGCUGCUGUGCAGCGUCAGUUCGGCACCUGGAGGAGACAUGCUGAUCCAGCUGUUACGGUCUGAAGUGGAACCCAAGGAGAAUGAGCUUCGGGAUUUCUUUCGUUUGCUCCUCCUGAAGCAACUUUCUGAGUCGGUGGCACCCGAGGAGAAACAGGCUCGUGAAAGCAUCGACGAUGAUCUUGACGUUCACAAUGAAGUGGUUCGCCAGAUUCCCCUCUCCCAUCGAGAACGGAAAACAGGCUGUCGAAAUUUCUACUGGAAGACCUUCACCUCCUGUUAGUCAACUUGCUUGGUAUCAACUCAAACCCUUUCAACAUUGACAUAUUGGUCUAGAAGUCAAUAUUACUUGUUUUAGAGGAUUUCUAGUCCUGUGCUUUAUGCCUGUAUCCUGGAUUGUAAUAACUAAUCUAUAUUGUAUUCAGUUUCUCCUGUAUGAUA
Rhinichthys klamathensis goyatoka is the source of this 504-nucleotide messenger RNA. It is a transcript of the gene sst5, whose product is annotated as somatostatin 5. The record is from RefSeq and is a predicted model, not a curated record. Gene Ontology annotation, cellular component: extracellular region. The transcript is spliced from 2 exons. Gene Ontology annotation, biological process: regulation of cell migration. NCBI's taxonomy places the organism in Eukaryota, Metazoa, Chordata, Actinopteri, Cypriniformes, Leuciscidae. Bases 20 to 346 code for a protein of 108 amino acids. Gene Ontology annotation, molecular function: hormone activity.